AAAAACUUUCCCGCUAGUUGAUAGUAUGAGUAUGUAUAAUCGGGUUGGAGAAGGUGAGCUUGCACCAUGUCUUAGUCCUUGAUACUAUUCUUUCUCUUCACUUCAUGUUCUUCUUCACACCAUAAAGAUGACACUGUACAUGCCAUUGUUCAGGUCAUGUUCCACCUUAAGAUCCCUCACCCAACUCCACGCCCACAUUGUCGUCACUGGCCUCCACCACGACCCUCUUCCCUCCACCAAGCUCCUCGACUCCUACGCCCAAAUGGGUUCUCUCCACUCAUCAAGACUCAUUUUUUACGCCCACCCAUCUCCCGAUUCCUUCAUGUUCGCUGUCCUCGUCAAGUCUUACCUCACCCACCACUUGUUCCACCAAGUUCUUUCCCUCUACAACCACCACAUUCAAAAGGGUUCACACCUCACCCAAAACUGCACCUUUCUUUACCCUUCUCUCCUAAAAGCUGUUUCCUGCGUUGGGGACUUGGUUACUGGCGCGAAACUGCAUGGGAGGAUUGUUGCAUCCGGGCUCACCACUGAUCAUGUCAUUGCCACUUCGUUGUUGGGGAUGUACGGGGAUUUGGGCUGUUUGAGUGGUGCUCGGAAGGUGUUUGAUGAAAUGCGUGUGAGAGAUUUGGUUUCGUGGAGUUCGGUUAUCUCGUGUUAUAUCGAGAAUGGGUGGCCCAUGGCAGGAUUGGAGAUGUUGCGUUGGAUGGUUUCUGAGGGAAUUGGACCGGACUCGGUUACGAUGGUCAGCGUGGCUGAGGCUUGUGGCAAGGUUGGUUGCUUGAGGCUGGCGAAAUCGGUGCAUGGAUAUGUGAUCAGGAAAGAGAUGGAUGGUUAUGCUAGUUUGAGGAAUUGUCUUAUUGUUAUGUAUAGUCAGUGUGGUUACUUGAGUGGAGCUAAAGGGGUGUUUGAAAGCUUGGCUGAUCGAAGUACUGCUUGUUGGACUUCUAUGAUUUCGUCGUGUAAUCAAAACGGGUGCUUUGAGGAAGCGAUUCAUGUUUUUAGGCAGAUGCAGGAGUCGGAAGUGGAAGUCAAUGGGGUGACGAUGAUUAGUGUUCUGUGUUGCUGUGCUAGGUUAGGCUUGUUGAAAGAGGGAAAGUCUGCUCAUUGCUUUAUUUUGAGGAGAGAAAUGGAUGGUGAUGAUCUUGAUCUAGGGCCUGCACUGAUGGAUUUCUAUGCUGCAUGCUGGAAAAUAAGCAGUUGCGAAAAGCUUCUUUGUUUAGUUGGAAAUUGCAGUGUUGUAUCAUGGAACACGCUCAUAUCGAUUUAUGCGCAGGAGGGUUUCAGCGAGGAGGCCAUGGUGCUCUUUGCACGUAUGUUGGCAAAGGGGCUGAUGCCAGACUCAUUUAGCUUAGCAAGUUCUAUCUCAGCUAGUGCAGGUGCCGGUUCAAUACAAUUUGGACAGCAGAUACACGGCCAUGUCAUGAAAAGAGGCUUUGGGGACGAAUUUGUUCAGAACUCCUUGAUGGACAUGUAUUCAAAAUGUGGCUUUGUGGAUUUGGCUUAUACAAUUUUCGACAAGAUUAGGGAGAAAAGCAUUGUGACAUGGAACUGUAUGAUUUGUGGAUUUUCUCAAAACGGAAUUUCAGUAGAAGCACUUAGGCUAUUCGAUGAGAUGUACUUCAAUUGUCUGGAUAUUAAUGAGGUGACCUUCUUAAGUGCAAUUCAAGCUUGCUCCAAUUCAGGUUAUCUUGAGAAGGGAAAAUGGAUUCACCAUAAGCUUAUUGUAUCUGGUGUGCAGAAGGAUCUUUACAUUGAUACAGCUCUGGUUGACAUGUAUGCCAAGUGUGGAGACCUUAAAACGGCUGAAGGUAUUUUUGAUAGCAUGCCAGAGAAAAGUGUGGUGUCAUGGAGUUCCAUGAUUGCUGCUUAUGGCAUACAUGGCCAAAUAACUGCUGCCACCACCCUCUUCACUAAAAUGGUAGAGUCAGAUAUUAAACCGAAUGAAGUAACCUUCAUGAAUAUCUUAUCUGCUUGCAGGCAUGCCGGAUCAGUGGAAGAAGGGAAGUUCUACUUUAACUCAAUGCGGGAUUAUGGCGUAGUACCCAAUGCCGAGCAUUUUGCCUCUAUAAUUGACCUUCUAAGCCGUGCCGGUGAUAUCAAUGGAGCAUAUGAGAUAAUUAAGUCAACAUGUCUGCCUAUAGAUGCUAGCAUAUGGGGUGCUUUGCUUAAUGGAUGUAGAAUACACGGGAGGAUGGACUUGAUCAAAGGCAUCCAGAAAGAACUUAGAGAAAUAAGAACAGAUGAUACAGGAUACUACACUUUGUUAUCUAACAUAUAUGCUGAAGGAGGAAACUGGUAUGAAUCCAAAAAUGUGAGAUCAAGGAUGGAAGGAAUGGGCCUAAAGAAGGUCCCCGGGUACAGUUCAAUUGAGAUAGAUAAGAAAACCUACAGAUUUGGAGCUGGAGAUACUUCUUCUGAAUGUCAAAUGAAAGAAAUUUAUACAUUUUUAGAAAAUUUUCAAAGUUUGGCACAGGAACAAGGAUGUGAUGUAGAAUGUUAUGGUAAAAUGUAUGGUACUAGUAUGUAUUUUGAGGAUUAUAAUGUCUAUAAAUUGCAGAGAGAAACAAGCAAUGGCAUUUGGAGCAAAUCAGACCCAUUUUAGAACAAUUAUAUUUUUAGAAAAAUGAU
Cajanus cajan (pigeon pea) is the source of this 2631-nucleotide messenger RNA. Its product is annotated as Tetratricopeptide repeat (TPR)-like superfamily protein. The record is from RefSeq and is a predicted model, not a curated record. Gene Ontology annotation, biological process: RNA modification. NCBI's taxonomy places the organism in Eukaryota, Viridiplantae, Streptophyta, Magnoliopsida, Fabales, Fabaceae. Gene Ontology annotation, molecular function: RNA binding; protein binding.